Molecule: messenger RNA, 1936 nt
Organism: Python bivittatus (Burmese python)
Lineage: Eukaryota; Metazoa; Chordata; Lepidosauria; Squamata; Pythonidae
Source: RefSeq, a predicted model, not a curated record
UGAGAAUUUCCAAGUGAUUUUAAACUUGUGAAUGUCCUAGAAACAGUUUCACUGUAUAUUUAUUUAAACAAGCAGUUGACCAACAUGGAAUAAUUAAUCUAAAUUGUAACUUAUUCAAUGUCUUUGGGAUAGCACAAAUAAAUUUGGUUAAAUGUAAAUGAGGAUCAAUUCAAAAUUCUGUUUCUUCAGGAAAAGAGUAUGUAUAUGAUUUCUCCCUGUUCUUGCCAUUUAAACCUUCUAAUUCCAAUUCUAGGAGAGAUAAAAUGUGUACUCCUGAACUAUCGUAGUGAAGACAGCUGUAGCUUGGAGAGCUGUAGCAGCAGGGAUGCAGAAACUACCAAUAACUCAGCCUCUGAGUCCGUAGCAGAAGAAAAACUUCUGGACUUGACAUUGACUCAUCGUACAGUCAGAUCUAAAAUCAAGUUCACUACUGGCACCUGUGAUGACCCCUUAAUGCACAACUGUGGAUUGUGUGGCAAAGGGUUUCGCUUGCAACGUAUGCUCAACCGUCAUAUAAAGUGUCAUAGUGAAGUGAAGAGACAUUUGUGCACUUUCUGUGGGAAAGGCUUCAAUGACACCUUUGAUCUGAAAAGACAUGUAAGGACACAUACCGGAAUUCGCCCAUACAAAUGCGAGAUCUGCAACAAAGCCUUUACUCAACGUUGUUCUCUGGAAUCACAUCUUAAAAAAAUCCAUGGGGUACAGCAACAAUACGCUUACAAGCAACGGAGAGAUAAACUGUAUGUUUGUGAAGACUGUGGUUACACAGGCCCAACCCAAGAGGACUUGUAUGUGCAUAUCAGUAAUAUUCAUCCGGGAAGUGCUUUUCUGAAGAAAACUUCGAAAAAGCUCAUAGCUGUUUUGCAAAACAAAGUGACAUCUCCAAUAGAGAUAACCUCUAGAAAAAAUGAGGAUCUGUAAUAUUGCAAUGGAAACAAUAAAGGCUUGGUUAUCUCAGCAUACUAAACCCAGGUUACCAACACACAAUUACUGUUUUCGGUACACUCUGUAUCCAAAGAAAUGAAGCAUAUUAUGAUAUAAUUUGAUGGCAUGGAUCAUGUAACACAGAAGACAGUGAAUUGCUUCACUAAAUAUGCUGAAUCAUAUUUAACCUAUUCUAAUGUGUUGUGAGAAUCCAACCUAGAUAUCCACAGCAGAAAUUACCUUUUGAGUUAUUUCUCUCUCAAGGUUCUGUAGCCUUACUUUAUUGGAGACACAUAACUGCCUUAUCAGAAUGAAACAUAUUCCCCCAAAGGGAGCUCUCUAGAACUCAGUUAUUUACGUGAACCUAUUUCUUUAAACUCUUUUGUUAUACAAAAAACAGUAUAUUAUUAUAUAAAACCAGAAAUAAUAAAAUAGAGAAAUAUAAAAUGAAUUGGAUAAUGAUUCUCUUAAAUUCUUGACUGUUUUUUGUAAUCCCGCUGGCACAAACUGCAAAACGAAGACAAACAUGCAAAAACAAUACUUUUUUAUCCUGUCUUUUUUUCUUUCUGCUUGCUUGCUAUCAACUUGCCUUCUCAUCUUACAGAAACUAAUUUUUUAUUUUGUUCUGGAAUGUCAAUCAUUGUAAUGAUUAUACUAUUUGGUCUUGUUACCAAGGUCUGCUUGCUUCAGACAGCUCUGAAAGCAAAGAUGCAGAAGCAAGAGUCAAAGGAAAAGGAGUGGGAACAGCCUGUUUUCCUUUUAACAUGAAGAAUAUAAAUUGUAACUAUUUCUUGAGCACACUACUAAAUCGCACGAAGUAUUUGCCUCAUAAUAGUAGCUACCAAUGUGACUGGCAAGAAUUUCUGCUUUCAGUCAGCUAAAAACAGGUGUCAGAAAUGAAAAUCAUUUCAAAAAGUUUACCUAUGGAUUAUUUUUCCAGAGGCAAGAACAAAGGGUAUUUGCAGUGGAGAAUCAGCAAAUGGAAGAGAUGUGAAGCCUUACCCAUGGUUGC